AUGCAGUUCUUCUUCCCCAGGCAGCAUCGGCACUACAAGUUGACGUACUGGUUGAUGGCCGUUGAAUUCCCAUUUACCAUCGUCGUCUUGACUCUUACGGGUAUCGCCUCACACAACCUCUACCGGUCAUUGCUAUGGCAGGAUGGUGCCGACAAUGGCUUUAAUAGCGCCCCAGAUGAGGCACUCUAUGCAGCUGCCAAUCACCGUCCCUACAAGGCCCCUAUUGUCUGGUCAGAUUUCAUCACCAACUACAACCUGGUCCUUGGUGUUUUGAGCACAUUCUUCUUGAUCGUCAAGCUGCCUCUCCAUGCGAUGCAUCUGUUCCAUCCUCCGAUCGCAGCGACAAUUCACGGAUCUCUUGUGGCACUCUACAUUGUCGCGGCCCGUUAUCAAGCAGGCAGUGAUAUGUCCGACCCGCAACAUCCCCAGCCUGGGCCGCCAUGGUAUAUUACAAAAAGCUGCAGUGUUGCUGCUCAACCGUCAAAUAUUGGAUACUGUGCUCAAGCCAAGUCGCUUUUCGCAAUCACCGUUAUUGUGAUCGUGAUCUAUGUGGCGGAAUUCGGAAUCAGCGUCCACUCCUGCUUCAUCACCCAAGAAGAAAAGGAGCAAGUUCUGGAAGCAAGAGAGGAGAAACGUAUCGAGAAGGAAUUCGAGGAAGAAAUCCUCAAAUCACCCAGCAUGAUUCCCAUGUCGGCUGCUGGAAUGGUCCCUCGAACCCCCGGAUUUCCUCCAAUGGUCGCUUCGCCCGCCGUGAGGCACGGAGCUCCAAUCUCGCCAUUCACGCCCCGCCAUCUGGCAUUCAACCGUCUCGGAAGUGGUAGCACCUCAUCCGAUCUCCCACUAAGAGAUAACUCGAGCAUGCCUACACCCCAGAUACCUUGUCAGCCGCAAACGACAGAGGCGCAGACGCCACCUGCCCAGCCUAUGUAUUUCCCGCCACCUCCAAAGAAGGCAAUGAAGAACUGA
Messenger RNA from Penicillium argentinense, 966 nucleotides. RefSeq lists its product as uncharacterized. Lineage: Eukaryota; Fungi; Ascomycota; Eurotiomycetes; Eurotiales; Aspergillaceae. The coding region runs from base 1 to 966 and encodes 321 amino acids. The record is from RefSeq and is a predicted model, not a curated record. The transcript has 3 exons.